Molecule: messenger RNA, 1161 nt
Organism: Triticum aestivum (bread wheat)
Lineage: Eukaryota; Viridiplantae; Streptophyta; Magnoliopsida; Poales; Poaceae
Product: GDSL esterase/lipase APG-like
Exons: 3
Coding region: 1-1161 (386 amino acids)
Molecular function (GO): hydrolase activity, acting on ester bonds
Source: RefSeq, a predicted model, not a curated record
AUGAUGGGGGUGAGAGUGGCCACUGUCAAGGCUCUGAUGAUACUGGUUGCAGUGUUUAUUAUCUGCGCCAGCGGCGGCCUGGUUCUGUCGCCGACGGCCGCGGAGGAGGUGCCCCUGGUGCCGGCGGUGUACGUGUUCGGCGACUCUACCAUGGACGUGGGCAACAACAUGUACCUGGGGAACUUUCCGCUGCCGUAUCCCCCGUUUCCCUACGGCAUCGAUUUCACGGGUCCCGGACCCAACGGAAGGUUCAGCAAUGGAUACAACAUGGCCGACUCCAUAUCGAAGCUGUUGGGUUUCGAUAUGAGCCCGCCGCCUUUCCUGUCAUUGACGCCGGAGACAAGUGGUGAGAUCCUGAAAGGCUUGGGCGGGGUCAACUACGCUUCCGGUGGAUCCGGCAUUCUCGACACCACCCAUAAUGCCUCCCUCCCGUUGAGCAAGCAGGUAGAGUACUUCGCGGACACCAAGGCAAACAUGACAGAGGAAAGCGGCGGUAAUGGCACCGACAUCGAUGCGCUGCUGUCCAAGUCGCUCUUCCUCAUUAGCGACGGCGGCAACGAUAUGCUUGUGUUCUACGUGAAUAAUCCGCUGGGCGAUGCUCAGCCCUUCUACGACGACCUUGUGUCCAACUACACCAAGUAUGUCAAGACGUUGUAUGGGCUCGGGGCGCGGCGUUUUGGUGUCAUCGACGUGCCGCCCAUCGGCUGCGUGCCGGUGCUGCGGGCGAAACUCUUACCAUGGGGCGAGAACAACUGCUUAUUGCUCGCAAACCACCUCGCUGGGGGCUUCAACGAGAAGUUGAGCGGCGCCAUGGCGGAGCUCGCCGCGUCGCUGCCCGGGAUGAAGUACUCUGUGGGGAGCUCCUACAAGCUGGUGCUAAACUUCACGGGGCCGCCGGAGGCCGCCGGGUUCAAUAAUGUGAACAGCGCGUGCUGCGGCGGCGGGAAUCUCGGAGGGCAGGCCAUCUGCAGCUCCCCCAAUACCACCUACUGCGACAACCGCGACGACCAUCUGUUCUGGGACGGGUUGCACUGCACCCAGGCAGCCUCCAACAAGGGCGCCAAAGCCAUCUAUGACGCGCCGCUGGAGGAAGGAUUCGCCGCACCCAUCAAUUUCAAGCAGCUGCUUCUUGGUGAUCAACCCACAAGCGUCAGCCAUUAA